ACCGUCAUCAACCGUCUUUCCCGCCCAUACCUCCCUUUGCCUCUUCCCUCCCUCCAUUGCCUCUUCUCUCCGUUUCUCUCUCUCUCUCUCUCUCCACCCCCGAGCGCCGGAAAAUGGUAAAGGCGGUGGUUUACGCCCUUGCCGCCGCCGCCUUGAUCGCCUUCAUAAUCUUCUCCCCGGCAGGCCAAAAGGGUCGCGACCGCCGCGGCUCGAAUCGCCGCCUCGGCAUCAGAUUGUCCCUCCCGAAUUUCGACCCCCUCGUGACCGAACUGGAGAGAAGGGGAGAAGGGAAACAGGCGGAGCGAGAAGACCCUCCGGCGAGCGCGGGAGCCGGUUCUCCGAUCGGCGUGAGCGAGUAUUUAACCGACGAGGGCAAGCUCAACAUCACCUUGAGGCUAUUGUUCUUGUUCCCGCUGUUGGACAGCGCGCCAAAGGACGGGGCGGUCAGCUUCGACGAGCUCGAGGCAUGGAACGUGGGGCAGGCGCGCGACCGGCUGAGCUAUCAAAUGCGGAAGGAGUUGGUGUUUUUCGACAAGGAUGGAGAUGGAGCUAUUUCCUUCGGGGAGUACCUUCCUCAGUUCUCAGAUGAAGACAUAGAUAGAAAUGGCUCGGCACACGGUGAAGCCGGGUGGUGGAAGGAGCAAUUCCUCAACGCCGACGUCGACCGGAACGGAACUCUCAGUUUCAAUGAGUUCAUGGAUUUCUUGCAUCCCGAAGAUAGUAACAACACAGAAAUCCAGAAAUGGCUUCUCGGGCAAAAACUGAAGCGAAUGGACUACGACGGUGAUGGUAAACUCAACCUCGACGAGUUCACGGAUCACAUCUAUGAUAUCUACAAGAACUAUGUUGAAUUUGAAGCCCAUGGCGGUCAUGUGCCCACACCUGAACAGAAAUUCACCGAUCUCGAUGUGAACGACAAUAAACUCCUGGAAGUUGAAGAAAUGAUUCCAAUACUCCAUUAUUUGAAUCCUGGAGAGUUAUCUCACGCUAAAUAUUACACUGCUUAUUUGAUCCGCGAGGCUGACGACAACAAAGACGGUAAUUUAAGCCUUGAGGAGAUGCUUAAUCACGAGGAUAUGUUCUACGCCUCGCUCUUUGAGGAGGAUGAGGAGGAGGAUGAACUGCACGACGAACUCUGAAAAUGGAUUGCCGUCACUCAAUUUUACUUCGGGUCUUCCUCCAAAGAGAACUUCUGCAUCAGCUGCGGCAGCAUCUUUGUUCAAAAAACUUUCAUGAGGCAGAAAACGCGAGAGGGGGAAAGGGAAAGCUUUUUGAGAGAAAAAUUGGAACUUUAGAACAAACAGAUGUUAUGCCGGUUCCCAAAAUUUCCGGUAUGACCUGCAAAUUUUUGAAAGGACCAGUCAUCUAAUGAGUUUUUUUUUGACAGAUUCAAGUAGGAGUUACUUCGUCGACCUUAUUGAUAUUAUUGUAUGUACUAUAUAGGGGUGUUACAACCUUUAAGAGCCUAGAAUAUCAUCGAUAUGAAGAAGGCUUAGUGAAAAUGACAGCAAAAAUAUCAUAUGAUUCCAUCUAGAGGUCUACCUUUCAUUUCCCAGGAGAAGCAGAUUUGGGCUUCUUAGUCCAAAGAGUGUGCUGAAACCAGGUGAUAAAUCGCUUAUUGUGAGAUUUUGGUGGAACCACUACCAACUGUUCUAAAAGCUUAAGUUAUUAUAUAAAGGCGUGGUUUAA
Messenger RNA from Syzygium oleosum, 1689 nucleotides. RefSeq lists its product as uncharacterized. Gene Ontology annotation, cellular component: endoplasmic reticulum. Gene Ontology annotation, molecular function: calcium ion binding. Lineage: Eukaryota; Viridiplantae; Streptophyta; Magnoliopsida; Myrtales; Myrtaceae. The transcript is spliced from 6 exons. The record is from RefSeq and is a predicted model, not a curated record. The coding region runs from base 114 to 1139 and encodes 341 amino acids.